AUGGUGCAACCACAAGAAGUUGAUGUUAUCGUCGCGGGGGGCGGGCCUGGGGGCUGUGUCGUCGCUGGCCGUCUCGCGGUUGCUGAUCCCUCCCUCAAAGUCAUGCUCAUCGAAGGGGGUGCUAACAACAGAGACGAUCCCUGGGUAAGCUCGAGUGGCCGAUCUGCGGCGCAGGAUUCUGAAUAUCUUGUGUUCAAGUCUACCGGUCCGUCACCGGGCAUCUACGUCCGCAACAUGCAGCGCAACGGCAUAAACGACAAGGCCACGUUCUACAUCGACACGAAGGCCUCGUCAUAUCUCCGCGGAAGACAGAGCAUUGUCCCGCGGAGGGAGCAGGUGAGAAUGCCAUUCUUCGAUGAGCCCCGCAGAGAUAACCCGAACCCCCGUAGUGUUAAUUUCCAGAUUUACACAAGGGCAUCCGCCUCCGAUUGGGGUGAUUUCUGCUCGUUUAGCUCAGCGUUCUUCGAAGUUGACGGGUUUCAGAUGACUUCAAAUCCGAGGGAUGGACUGCAAAAGAUCUACUGCCUUUGAUGAAACAGGUAUUGGCAGUUAUGACGUAGCAAGCAGCUUGGUACACAGCCUGUCACGUGUCUAAUCUCGGAUCAUGUGAUUCUACUUAAAUACUAUUUUUGUUGUGUUGCAUCCUUA
This is a messenger RNA of Mycena citricolor, 648 nucleotides long. Lineage: Eukaryota; Fungi; Basidiomycota; Agaricomycetes; Agaricales; Mycenaceae. The record is from the annotation of a GenBank genome assembly.